CAUUUAGCCUGCGCUGCUGUGUGUUAUAAUGGCAGCUCAACCGCAGCGUUAGCAUCAAUGCUAAAGUGAAACAAUGCGACGCGUUCAUUAAUUAACUGGAUGAUGAUUCAGCUUCAUUAACGAGCUAAUUAGCAGCCGGAGUAAGAACAGCUGACAGCUAGCUUCGCUCCCAACAACAACACGGAAUCCCUGCGUUUGUUGCUCAGUCCGCAGACGCACAUUUUACCGCAAGAAGCGCACAUUUAAAAAGUGUGCAAAUGGAAACAAAUGCGCCGAAAAGACGAGACAACAAGAAGUCUCUGCGGGUGAAGGUGAUCAGCCUCGGGAACGCCGAGGUGGGAAAGAGCUGCAUCAUCAAGCGUUACUGUGAGAAGAGGUUCGUCCCGAAGUAUCUGGCCACCAUUGGCAUCGACUACGGCGUCACCAAAGUGCAGGUACGAGACCGAGAAAUCAAAGUGAACAUCUUCGACAUGGCCGGACACCCCUUCUUCUACGAGGUGAGGAACACCCGUCUUCUUCUGUGGUGUCUUCUUCUGUGGUGUCUUCUUCUGUGGUGUCUUCUUCUGUGGUGUCAUCUGUCUUCUUCUGUGGUGUCUCAGGUGCGUAAUGAGUUCUAUAAGGACAGUCAGGGCGUUCUUCUGGUUUACGACGUCGGUCUCAGAGAAAGCUUCGACGCCCUCGACUCCUGGCUCGGCGAGAUGAAGCAGGAAAUGGGAUCGCAGGCCAACAUGGACAGCAUCGUGUUCAUCGUCUGCGCAAACAAGGUGGACCUGACGAAGCGGCGGGUGGUGGACGAAGGCGAGGGCCGUCUGUGGGCGGAGUCUAGAGGGUUCCAUUACUUUGAGACGUCGGCGCAGAGCGGCGAAGGCAUCAACGAGAUGUUUCAGGCCUUCUUCUCCUCCAUCACCGACAUGUGCGAAAAUGGCGGGAAGCGCCCGGCCACCGAAGUCAGCGUGGGCUUCACCAAGGAGCAGGCCGACACCAUCCGACGCAUCCGCAACAGCAAGGACUCCUGGGAUAUGUUGGGCGUGAAGCCCGGCGCCACACGGGAGGAGGUGAACAAGGCGUACAGGAAGCUGGCGGUUCUGCUGCAUCCAGAUAAAUGUGUGGCUCCGGGCAGCGAAGACGCCUUCAAGGCGGUGGUGAACGCCAGAACGUCGCUGCUCAAGAACAUCAAAUAACACAAAGCCUGGACUGCAGACUCACCGUUGCUUCUGUGUUUAUCGUCUUGUGCCAUGUUGCUUUGCCACAGUUCUGUCUGCCAACCGCCGGGUCAACCGGGUUAACUCACCCAGUUUAACUCAUUUGUCUGCAAACCGGAGUCGGACGGAGGCUGAGCAGGGACAAACCUCGCUGAUGGGAACGUUUGUGAAGCUCAGACUGUGAAAUAGUGUUGAAGUGUGACGAUGCGAAAGUUUCUGAAAUCAGAAUUUAAAGUUUGGAUUUUAGUUUGAGACAAAAGACAGAUUCCAGAGUUGAAGUGAGAAGAUGUUUGGUCACGUUUAGUCUGAACACUGAUGUUCACUGAACAUCAACGUCUGCAUGUUUAAGUCCAGCGUUUUCAGCCUUCGUCUUCUGCUUGUGGACCAACACCAUGAAAGUUUAGUUCUGGAUCCAUUUCCAGAACCAACACUUCUAAAGCCAAAUCAGAACAAGUUGGAGUCGUGAAUCAUCAGAAAUUCACAUUAAAACAUGGUCUUGGUCCAAACCUGCCAAAUCCUGAACCAGAACCAAAUGAAUCCGGUUCCGUUAUUUAUCUGUAACUCAAGACGGUUUUCUGCUCAUUUAUUAUCAUUUAUGAGACUUUUCCUUCAGUUUCUUUUCACUGAAGUCACGUCGUUGUCCAGAGUCUGGAUUUGUUCCUGAAAUGUAUUUAUUGUUGUUAUUAUUAUUAUUAUUAUUAUUAUUAUUAUUUAUUCUGUCAAACUGGUUGUUUGUUUCAUACUAAUUUAAACUUGUUUCAUCAAAUCAUUUAUUCCUGUCUUUGAUCUUAAAUGUGGACGUGUGAUGGACGGGUUCCCUGACGGGACUCAGUUCUGAGUUUUAACUCCAUGUUUUUAGUUCCUGAAACUGUUCAACUUUUUAUUCUUUAAAAUGGUUCUUUCCUUUGGUGACUCAGUUGUUCCCUGUAGUGACUCA
Stegastes partitus (bicolor damselfish) is the source of this 2139-nucleotide messenger RNA. RefSeq names its product DnaJ (Hsp40) homolog, subfamily C, member 27 (gene dnajc27). The record is from RefSeq and is a predicted model, not a curated record. The transcript has 6 exons. Bases 258 to 1181 code for a protein of 307 amino acids. Lineage: Eukaryota; Metazoa; Chordata; Actinopteri; Pomacentridae. Gene Ontology annotation, molecular function: GTP binding; GTPase activity.